Molecule: messenger RNA, 667 nt
Organism: Chrysoperla carnea
Lineage: Eukaryota; Metazoa; Arthropoda; Insecta; Neuroptera; Chrysopidae
Gene: EMRE
Product: essential MCU regulator, mitochondrial
Exons: 2
Coding region: 263-523 (86 amino acids)
Biological process (GO): mitochondrial calcium ion homeostasis; calcium import into the mitochondrion
Cellular component (GO): mitochondrial inner membrane; uniplex complex
Source: RefSeq, a predicted model, not a curated record
AAUUUACAAAAAAUUUUCAAAUAAACGAAAAUUAAUCGGCAACGGUUAAUUACAUUCGGAAAAGAUUGAAUCAUCGAAUAUUACGCAAUCGCAUAAAAAUUUAUUAUUCGAUGUUUAUUUUUACUUGUAUUGUACAAUAUUUUAAGGUCUCAAUCAAAUGAUUUAAAUAAAAUGAAUUAAAUAAUUAUGUUACAAUAAAUCUAGAAAUCGGACCAAUUUAGAAAUUUCUUAACUGUCAAAAAUAUCUUAAAACGCAGAAAAAAUGGCAUUUAUUCGAAGUUUUACAACAUUAUUUACACCGUUUCGAAAUCCAACAAUUAUCGUUCAAACACGGUCAGCAACUCAAACUAAAAGUGGAGCGAUAUUAGCGGAACCGCAACGGACACCAUUUGGAUUAAUUGGUUUAGUAUGUGCUGUUGUACCUGGUUUAUUGAUUGGGGCAGCAAUUAGUAAAAAUAUUGCUAAUUUCUUAGAAGAGAAUGAUUUGUUUGUGCCAUCUGACGAUGAUGACGACGAUGAUUAAAUGAUCGCACCGAUUCUUGUUUUGUUUAGACAAAAAAAAAAUGUACCAAUUUUUUGCUGGAUACGUUUAAUUAGCUAAAUUAAAAUUUUAUUUAUUUGUUAUGUUUACGAUCUUGUUAUUGUAAUAAAAAUAUUCGCAAUGUGA